GUGCCCUGCAGUCUCUCCACUUCACAGACUUCUCAUCUCUAGGAACCAUGUCUACCAAAACCACCAUCAGGAGUCAAACCAGCCACCGAGGCUUCAGUGCCAACUCAGCCAGAGUCCCAGGGCUCAACCGCUCUGGUUUCAGCAGUGUGUCUGUGUGCCGCUCCCGAGGCAGUGGUGGCUCUGGGGCCAUGUGUGGAGGAGCUGGCUUUGGCAGCAGGAGUCUCUAUGGUGUGGGGAGCUCCAAGAGGAUCUCCAUCGGAGGGGGAAGCUGUGGCAUUGGGGGAGGCUAUGGUAGCCGAAUGGGAGGAGGCUUCGGCUUUGGAGCAGUCGGCAGUGGCUUUGGAUUUGGUGGUGGAGCUGGCUUUGGAGGUGGCUUUGGGGGCGCUGGAUUCCCCGUGUGCCCCCCUGGAGGCAUCCAAGAAGUCACCAUCAACCAGAGCCUCCUCACUCCUCUGAACCUGCAAAUUGACCCCACCAUCCAGAGGGUGAGGACUGAGGAGCGUGAGCAGAUCAAGACCCUCAACAACAAGUUUGCCUCCUUCAUCGACAAGGUUCGGUUCCUGGAGCAACAGAACAAGGUCCUGGACACCAAGUGGACCCUGCUGCAGGAGCAGGGCACCAAGACUGUGAGGCAGAACCUGGAGCCAUUGUUUGAGCAGUACAUCAGCAACCUCAGGAGGCAGCUGGACAGCAUCAUUGGGGAGAGGGGCCGCCUGGACUCAGAGUUGAGGAGCAUGCAGGAUACAGUGGAGGACUACAAGAACAAAUAUGAAGAUGAAAUCAACAAGCGCACAGCAGCAGAGAAUGAAUUUGUGACCCUAAAGAAGGAUGUAGAUGCUGCCUACAUGAAUAAGGUUGAACUGCAAGCCAAGACAGACAGUCUGACAGAUGAGAUCAACUUCCUGAGAGCUCUCUAUGAUGCAGAACUGUCUCAGAUGCAAACUCACAUCUCAGACACAUCUGUUGUCCUCUCCAUGGACAACAACCGUAGCCUGGAUCUGGAUAGCAUCAUUGCCGAGGUCAAGGCCCAAUAUGAGGAGAUUGCUCAGAGGAGCCGGGCUGAGGCUGAGUCUUGGUACCAGACAAAAUAUGAGGAGCUACAGGUCACAGCGGGCAGACACGGGGAUGACCUGCGCAACACCAAGCAGGAGAUCGCUGAGAUCAACCGCAUGAUCCAGAGGCUGAGAUCUGAGAUCGACCACGUCAAGAAGCAGUGUGCCAACCUGCAGGCUGCCAUUGCUGAGGCUGAACAGCGUGGGGAGAUGGCCCUCAAGGAUGCCAGGGGCAAGCUGGAAGGGCUGGAGGAUGCCCUGCAGAAGGCCAAACAGGACAUGGCCAGGCUGUUGAAGGAGUACCAGGAGCUCAUGAAUGUCAAGCUGGCCCUUGAUGUGGAGAUCGCCACCUACAGGAAGCUGCUGGAAGGAGAGGAGUGCAGGCUGAAUGGUGAAGGUGUUGGACCAGUCAACAUCUCUGUGGUGCAGUCCACCAUGUCCAGCGGCUAUGGCAGCGCAGGUGGUGCCAGCAGCAGCCUGGGCCUGGGAGGAGGCAGCAGCUACUCCUACAGCAGCAGCCUGGGCCUGGGAGGAGGCUUCAGUUCUGGCAGUGGCAGAGGCAUCAGCGGUGGCCUCAGCUCCUCUGGUGGCAGCUCGUCCACCAUCAAGUACACCACCACCUCCUCCAGCAGGAAGAGCUACAGGCACUGAAUUUCCUGCCACCAGAGCUGGUCCCUGACCCCCAGACCCCCUGGCUGCAGAGCCCUGUGCUCAGGUGCUCUCCCUGCUGGCCUCCCACCUCUGCCCUCUGGUUUGGGCAGAGGAACUGAGUCCUUGUUGCUCCUGUCUGUCAUCUUCUGAUUGUCUUCCUCUGACUUCACAUCACAAUUCACUCACAUUUGGUGCUUCGAGUUGUAUUUAGGUUUCCAGGCUCCUGCCUCCCUGCCUCUGUCUCUGAGGCUGCUUGUGAAAUGGUGUCCUUAUUCCUUUCAUUCAUUCUGGAAACCAUUGUCUGGGUCCUACUCAACAAAACCGGAGCUUUCCUUAAGUCUCAAGUGGCCUGAGGAAAGCCCAACUUCAACGUCAUGAAGCUCCCUGGCAGUAACUUGAUAACCUAAGGCAACAGUCCUGUGAUGUAUGAAGUCUGUGCUCAUGUGACCUUUCCUCUGCUCUUUGCUUUCUUGAUAUUGCUGAAUAAAGCAGGUUUAUA
Molecule: messenger RNA, 2202 nt
Organism: Onychomys torridus (southern grasshopper mouse)
Lineage: Eukaryota; Metazoa; Chordata; Mammalia; Rodentia; Cricetidae
Gene: Krt6a
Product: keratin 6A
Exons: 9
Coding region: 48-1703 (551 amino acids)
Biological process (GO): keratinization; intermediate filament organization
Cellular component (GO): keratin filament
Molecular function (GO): structural constituent of skin epidermis
Source: RefSeq, a predicted model, not a curated record